Molecule: messenger RNA, 1875 nt
Organism: Pteropus alecto (black flying fox)
Lineage: Eukaryota; Metazoa; Chordata; Mammalia; Chiroptera; Pteropodidae
Gene: GPX7
Product: glutathione peroxidase 7
Exons: 3
Coding region: 44-604 (186 amino acids)
Biological process (GO): response to oxidative stress
Molecular function (GO): glutathione peroxidase activity
Source: RefSeq, a predicted model, not a curated record
CCUCGUCUUUGCCCUGGCAAAUCGGCCACCUCGGGAGCGAGUCAUGGUGGCUGCACUGGUGGCAGCGUGGCUGCUCCUGUCGGCCGCGGCCUGCGCUCCGCGGGAGCAAGACUUCUACGACUUCAAGGCUGUCAACAUCCGGGGCAAGUUGGUGUCGCUGGAGAAGUACCGGGGUUCGGUGUCCCUGGUGGUGAAUGUGGCCAGCGAGUGUGGCUUCACAGACCAGCACUACCGAGACCUGCAACAGCUACAGCGGGACCUGGGGCCCCACCACUUCAAUGUGCUUGCCUUCCCCUGCAACCAGUUUGGCCAACAGGAGCCUGACAGCAACAGGGAGAUCGAGAGCUUUGCCCGCCGCACCUACAGUGUCUCUUUCCCCAUGUUUAGCAAGGUUGCAGUCACCGGCACUGGUGCCCACCCCGCCUUCAAGUACCUGAUCCAAACUUCUGGGAAGGAGCCUACCUGGAACUUCUGGAAGUACCUAGUGGCCCCAGAUGGAAAAGUGGUAGAGGCUUGGGACCCAACUAUAUCGGUGGAGGAGAUCAGGCCCCAGAUCACAGCGCUUGUGAGGAAGCUCAUACUGAAGAAGCGAGAAGACUUAUAAUCACUUUCCCACCUCCUCUCCCACCAUCCCCUUCCCUCCACUUUCCGUGGGUGACCAAAGCAAACUCAAAUGGUGCUUCAAAGGGAGAGACCAUUGACUCUCCUUCUUCCACCUUUAGAAGACUUAUAAUCACUUUCCCUCCUCUUCCACCGUCCCCUUCCCUCCACCUUCCAUGGGUGACCAAAGCAAACUUGAAUGGUGCUUCAAAGGGAGAGACUAUUAACUCUCCUUCUUCCACCUUUACCCCACCUACCACAUCACUCCUAUGGGGGGAAAAAUUCUAGUAUUUUGAUGAUUUAAAUCUUAGAGCAACCUAUAGGAACUCCUGGCCAAUGAGAGCUCCUGACCAAUGAAUCACCAGCCAAUAAGAAUAUCUAGCCCAUGAAAACAUAGCAAAAAGAACUAUAUCAAGCAAAAAUCGUCUACCUAUUAAGAACUCUGUAAAACAGGGCCAAUUUCUACAUCACAGGGCUAUUGUGAGGAUUAGGAUAAAAAACCUGUGAAUAUGCCUAAGGCUGUGUCAGCUGAAUAAGAGGCAUUCGAUAAAUGUUUUUUUGCAUAUGAACCAAAAAAUAACUUGUAAUCAGUGAAAACUUGUACCCAACAUGAAUUUCUAGCCAAUGAGAAUCCAGGCCAAACAUUUAUUUGUUGUUAUUGUUUUUUUCUUCUGUAUUAUUUUCUAAUUACCAAAGUAAUGCAAAUACAUUGUAAGAUAAUACAGGAUGUCAUAAUAAAAUGAAAAUAUCCCCCUCAUUUUCUAUACUCUCAUUCCCUAGAGGUAAACAUUGUUAGUAAUUUGGUACAAAGGCUUCCAAGCCUUUUUUAAUCAACCUAAUCAUUAUUUCCCAAUAAGAAUUCACUGAUGAAAAGUAUACUACAAUAACAAAUAGGCAAAGGAUAUGAAUAGAUAAUUCACAGAAGGAUAUAGAUAAAUAAUAAGUAUAUGAAAAGAUACUUAGCCUCAUUCAAAUUGGAAGGAUUUUUUUAAAUAAUAAUACCCAUUGUUGGUAAGGAUGUGGGGAAAUGGCAUUUGCAUAAAUUGUUGGUGGGACAAUAAACUGUCACAAGUUCUUGGAGCAUGAUUUGGUAAUAGCUUUUAAAACAAAAUGUUCAUAUCCUUAGAUCCAUCAUUUCUCCUUCUAGAAGACUCCCUAACCAUGCAAAUAUAUAUGUGCAAUAAUAUGUAUGUACACUGUUCAUAACAGUGAAAUUGGAUGUAACCCUUGUGUCUAUCAAUAUGGCCUGGUAAUAAAUUAUGCUACAAAUCCAAA